UGCUUCGUCAUAAAGGGAGGCACAGUUCAGAAAGUACAGUACGUAUAUCGGAGUCCGUAGUAAGUCGUCAUGAGAGAAAUCAUUCAUAUCCAAGCGGGACAAUGUGGAAAUCAAAUCGGCUCCAAAUUCUGGGAGGUGAUUUCGGAUGAGCAUGGGAUAGAUCCUACUGGAUUGUACAAAGGGGAAUCGGACCUUCAGUUAGAACGAAUCGAUGUGUACUUUAAUGAGGCACAGGGGGCUCACUAUGUGCCGCGGGCAGUUUUGGUCGAUUUGGAACCUGGUACAAUGGACUCCAUACGGUCGGGCGCAUACGGAAAAAUAUUCCGUCCCGACAAUUUCGUGUUUGGUCAGAGUGGCGCGGGAAACAUAUGGGCCAAAGGACACUACACAGAAGGGGCAGAGCUUGUCGAAGAGGUGAUUGACGUCAUUCGGAAGGAGGCUGAGAACUGUGAUUGUCUGCAGGGGUUCCAGUUGACUCACUCCUUGGGAGGUGGUACCGGAUCCGGAAUGGGCACCCUCAUCAUUUCCAAAGUCCGAGAAGAGUAUCCCGACCGGAUUAUGAGUACCUAUUCUGUCAUGCCAUCACCAAAGGUAUCUGAAGUUGUAGUGGAACCCUACAAUGCUGUAUUGUCUACACAUCAAUUGGUGGAAAACACUGACGAAACGUUCUGUAUUGACAAUGAGGCGCUUUACGACAUCUGCUUCCGUACGCUCAAACUAACCAACCCUACCUACAGUGACUUAAACCACCUCGUAUGUACCACGAUGUCCGGCGUCACCACGUGUCUUAGAUUCCCUGGUCAACUGAACGCCGAUCUCCGUAAGCUAGCAGUAAACAUGGUACCCUUUCCACGUCUACAUUUCUUCAUGCCUGGAUUCGCACCUUUGACAUCUUACAGGAGUUUGCAAUACCGAAACCUUACUGUAGCCGAGUUAACGAAUCAAAUCUUCGACGCUCGCAACAUGAUGGCGGCGUGCGAUCCCCGUAAUGGGCGCUACCUGACGGUCGCGGCCUUUUUCCGGGGACGAAUGUCAAUGAAAGAGGUAGAAGAGCAAAUGCUCAAUGUUCAAAACAAGAACUCUGGACAUUUUGUGGAGUGGAUUCCCUGUAACGUAAAGACUGCUGUAUGUGACGUACCACCGAAGGAUCUCAAAAUGGCCGCAACGUUUGUCGGCAACAGCACCGCAAUCCAGGAGAUCUUCAAGCGUGUAUCCGAACAGUUCACGGUAAUGUUCAGGCGUAAGGCUUUCCUGCACUGGUUCACCGGCGAAGGCAUGGACGAACUGGAAUUCACGGAAGCUGAGUCUAACAUGAAUGAUUUGGUAUCGGAAUAUCAACAGUACCAGGACGCUACUAUAGACGAUGACGACGAACGCCAGUACGAGGAGGAAGAGGAUGAGGAGGAACCUGAUCAUGACGAGCAAGCAUAGGUCAUCUGUUAAAUGUCGAUUACAAUUGAGACUUUGAAAACACACCUAGUAAUUCAAAGAGAACUAUGUUUUGUGAAAACUUUGAAACUACACCCUUUCAAAGAGAACCGUGUUUUAUGAAAACUUUGAAUCCGCACCCUUUCACUUCAAGAGAACUGUGUUUUAUGAAAACUUUGAAUCCGCAUUCUUUCACUUUUAAAAAAGAGAACUGUGUUUUAUGAAAACUUUGAAACCACACCCUUUCAAAGAGAACCGUGUUUUAUGAAAACUUUGACACCGCACCCUUACACUCAAAGAGAACUGUGCUUUAUGAAAACUGAAUCCGCACCCUUACACUCAAAGAGAACUGUGCUUUAUGAAAACUUUGAAUCCGCACGCUUUCACUUAAAGAGAACUGUGUUUUAUGAAAACUUUGAAACCACACCCUUUCAAAGAGAGUCGUGUUUUACGAAAAGUUUGACACCGCGACCUUUCUCUCAAAGAGUACUGUGUUUUAUGAACACUUUGACACCGCACCCUUUCACUUCAAGAGAACUGUGUUUUAUGAAAACUUUGAAUCCGCACCCUUUUACUCAAAGAGAACCGUGUUUUAUGAAAACUUUGAAUCCGCACGCUUCCACUCAAAAAGAACUGUGCUUUAUGAAAACUGAAUCCGCACCCUUUCACUCUGAAAGAAAAAUGUGUUUUAUGACAACUUUAUAUCAGCACCCUUUCACUCAAAUAGAACUGUGCUUUAUGAAAACUGAAUCCGCACCCUUUCACUCUGAAAGAAAAAUGUGUUUUAUGACAACUUUAAAUCCGCACCCUUUCACUCAAAUAGAACUGUUUUUCAUACCAUGAAGACUUUGAUACAACCAUCCGUUCCUUUGAGGCAUUUUUUGUCGAAUUAUGAAAAUCGAAAUAUUAUCAAAAAUAGAACAUGUCUUAAAGACAUUUGAAAAUGUCAUUAUUAAUAACUUGGCUGAGUGUUAUUUAUAUAUAUUACUGAAGAUUUCAGACGAAUAAUCCUCUACAAUCUGUCUUUUGUAGAAUCUAAGAGACCUGGACCUAAAUUUGCUGUUCUAUUCUAGAUGAAUUAAAGCGUUUGAUUUAC
This is a messenger RNA of Pecten maximus, 2524 nucleotides long. Its product is annotated as tubulin beta chain-like. Gene Ontology annotation, cellular component: cytoplasm; microtubule. Bases 70 to 1431 code for a protein of 453 amino acids. NCBI's taxonomy places the organism in Eukaryota, Metazoa, Mollusca, Bivalvia, Pectinida, Pectinidae. The transcript is spliced from 2 exons. Gene Ontology annotation, molecular function: GTPase activity; structural constituent of cytoskeleton; GTP binding. Gene Ontology annotation, biological process: mitotic cell cycle; microtubule cytoskeleton organization. The record is from RefSeq and is a predicted model, not a curated record.